UCUCACACAUUCCAGUCUUAUCUCUAACAUGAUGACAAAAACCAGAACCUCCAAAUAUUACUCUCUAGCAAUUAAUGCCUGCUCUAUGCAUUUAACCAUUGGACUACUGGAUUACAUACACACACCAAUAGCCAGCUUUAAACUCUAAGCACAGGGCUUCAUCUAUAUGUGCUUAAAGUUGUCAAGAAUUGGUUAAUUGAGACGAAUUGCCCUCCUCGGUCUCAAUUCCAUUCCCGACGAAUCUGGCAGCGGCUCAGAUCGCACAGGACAAAACUUCAGGCUCCUCAGUUUUCAGCUCUAAACAGCGGCUUAAAUUUUAUUGCAGAUAUAAACAUCUUAUUUACAUAGCAUGCCUUGUCCGUUUUCUGUCCGAAUACUUCAAAGGCCGCUUCAGGAGUACUCUCACACAUUCCAGUCUUAUCUCUAACAUGAUGACAAAAACCAGAACCUCCAAAUAGUGGCAGCGACUCAGAUCACGCAGGACAAAACUUCAGACUCCUCAGUUUUCAGCUGUAAACAGCGGCUUAAACUUUAUUGCAGAUAUAUAUCUUAUUUACAUAGCAUACUUCAAAGCUCGCUUCAGGAGUACUCUCACACAUUCCAGUCUUAUCUCUUAACAUGAUGACAAAAACCAGAACCUCCAAAUACUACCCUCUAGCCAUUCAUGCCCGCUCUAUUCAUUUAACCAUUGCACUACUGGAUUACAUACACACACCAACAGCCAGCUUUAAACUCUAAGCACAAUUUCACACUAUAUUAAAACAAUUCACCAACAAGAGCACACGCAGCAGUUUUGUGGCUGCUGGGGUUUUUUUUUUUUAAGAGUUGCUGAUUUUGUCAACUAUAUUGUGUUGUGGUCUGGUCUACUAAGGGGGGGAAGUCCGUGGGGUGACAACAUGGGUUACCGCAACAACCAGCCACGGCUGCACAGUGUUCUCUAAUCUGGCCUCUUGGUUGAGGAAUCUGGCUUCCGAUGUCCUGGGUUGCUCAACUUACUAAGUUCUUGCUUUUUGCAAAGACAGUUCAAGUCGCUUUUUUUCAAGCCGGGUGGAGCGGGAACCACGGACAUUUCUUCAUACAGCGAAGGGGAAACGGACCCUCCCAGCAACUAGACGUUAAUACUUUGUCAUAAACGUACCAACUAGCAGUUGUCCAGCGCAUUCCACUCACUGCAUCUGUCGGACAUAAUGCAGGUGAAAUAAUUCACCUGCAAAUACAGCUACCAAACUGGAAGAAGGUAAGGUUGGGGCAAUUUCUGGGAAGGUUCAGAAAAAGCUCCAAAAAUGGCAGGUCCAGAAUGUCGGAAGGACAUAAAGUAAUAUUCAAACCAGGAGGCUUUAUUUUGGACUGGCUUGGGGACCCGGCGGUGCCCGGGUUAUUAGAAGGAGUUGUUUGUUUUGGGAUGUUGGGUCAUAUCACUGAAGUUUGGUCCAGAUAGAUAGAUAUGCAAACAAGAUAGAGAGCCUUCUUCAGCGUGAGCCACAGCCAGGUCUUCUCCUGAUCAGCUUUUCCUUCCAUUUUGUCAAGGGACUUUCCGUGCCAUGUUUUGUUGUGCCAGCUGUCAGCUCUAGUUUGUAGUGCAGUUUUCUUGUACUGGUUUUUUGUCUGCUGUGCUUUGAUGAUGAUGAUGAUGAAGAUGAUGAUGAUGAUGAUUAUUAUUAUUAUUAUUAUUAUUGUAUCCCAGUGUGAUAAGGUCCAGAAGAUGCCCCUGAUGUUGAGCUUGGCCUGCCUUUUGGGAGGGAUGGGGACUUUCCUGGAGGGAGGAAAACAGGGGGAAGUCCUCGUCCUAUUUCCCGUCUUCUUGCUUCUUCCUGGGGAGGGAGGGGGGGAGGAGAAGAAAGCGAAGGAGCCUGGAAGGGAGUCCGUGGAGGCGGAGCAGGCAGAGCCCUUGCCCUUCCUCCUCCUCCUCCUCUUUCCUUUCCAUGCAGGGAGAGAAGGAGAUCCUUGUUUCCGAGCCCUGCUUUUGGGAUCCGCUUCCCGUCCGGAUGGCAUGGGCGGAGAGAGCAAGGCAUCGGAAUUGCAUUCCCAGCCAGGCGGGAGCAGGGAUUUUAAACCCGUGCCCUGCGUCUCAAUCCUGUGUAUUUUAAUAGGACGUAAAAUCCACUUCUUAACUUUGUCGUCAUCACGCCUGCCUCUCGGUUGUGGCUUCGAAGUGCCUUCAACCUUCAUCGGGUCCUGAUCAUACGAUGCCAAGAUCGCCUGGUGUCCCACCCAACGUCCUCGUGUCCGUGCUUGCGUGGCUCUUUGCACAAGCCUUUGUGGUGGCCAUGGGCCCGAGGUGUGUAGUGUUGCCGCUGUGCCUGUGUGUCUUGUUCCGCGGGGCGUUUUCCCAGGACCCUACGUGGACCCCAAAGGGCCUCCUGAUCAACGAGGUCAAUGCGGACAACCCGGGAGAGGACACGGCUGAGUUCGUGGAGCUGUACCACCUCAGCGGCCGGCGGGUCCCUCUGGACGGCUACACGCUGGUCUUCUACAACGGCAACGGCAACGCGGCUUACGGCGUCCUAGACCUCGGGGGCGUUUUCACCGACGACCACGGCUUCCUCCUGGUGGGCUCGGCGGCGGUGGUCCCGAGGCCGAGGGUGGUCCUGCCCAAGAACGGCGUCCAGAACGGGCCCGACGCCAUCGCGCUCUAUUUCGGGAGGCGGGACCUGCACCACGGCAUGGCCCCGACCGGCGGGGGGCUGGUGGACGCCCUGGUGCACACGUCCAGGAAGGGUGACCGGCGGGCGGAGGCGCUGGUCUCGGCCUUGACCCCCGGCGUGGAGCCCUUCCUGGAGGACCCCCUCUUCCGCACCGUGGAUGAGUCCCUGGAGAGGUGCCGAGGGGACGACGGGCGGUGGGUCUUCCAGGUGGCCGUGCCCACCCCCGGCGCCGAGAACCACUGCGUCCCCUUCGCCCGGCUCAACGCCUCCUUCCUGGUCCUCAACGAGGUCGGCCCGGGGUUUGUGGAGCUGCAGGGCCCGCCUUCCACCGAGGUGGAGGACCUGGUGCUGGUUGUGCUUGGCGGGGGGAACCCAGAAGCCUCCUUCGCCCUGGACCUUCGCGGCAAAACGUCCCCCGACGGGCUGCUGCUUCUCGGUCCGGACCAAGCCGACAUUCCAGUGGACCUGGCUCUCCCUCACAACCUGACUGGCCUCGGCUGCGGAGCAACGGCGGAUGUCCAUGCGGUCGCUCUCUAUCAGGGCCGUGCCGGCGGCUUUGCAGUCGGGAAGACUUUGUCGGCCGCGGGCCUCCUGGACGCCUUCGUCUACGCCUGCGGGAAUGCCAGCGCAAGGCUGGCGGACAUCCUGACCCCCGGGAGACCCCCGUUCCGCGUGGGAGAGCAGUCUCUGCGGAACGAGACGUCCGUCAGCCGCUGCUCCUGCUGCUCUCGCACCCGCGACCCCUCCGCCUUUGCUGUCGGCAAGCCCACGGCCGGGACAUUCAACGACUGUCCCAAGAAGCACUUCGGCCGAGAGAUUUCCAUCUGCCUUCACGUCUCGGAUUGCCAGCAAGGAUCGCCAGGAAAAAGCGAGAUCCUGAUAUUUUUGGCCAAGGCCAUCUCCGAAAAAUGCAACUUCCAGGUUCAUUCUAAUUCUUCCCAAGACCGCCAUCAGCAGACCUCUGAGGAAGGAGCGCUGCCAAAGUCUUUGGACAAAGAGCACGACUGCGAAAUAUCUCCUGUUUUCUUCAAAGAUGCUUCCGCCGUGUGCCAGGGCACGGAGCUGGUCCUCAGCGCUCUCCUGACCGCCAGGUCGGCCGCCCAGCGGGACACCUUGGCGCGAGCCCUCUCGGGGGUCCUGGGAACGGAAAAGGGGGUGAGCCUUGGCAGGUGGGACUCCACGGCCGCCUUGAAGCCUUGUCUGCCGAAAGCAAAUGUGACCACGACCCCACCCGCCGAGCCGGGGUCCACCGGAGCGCCUGCGCAUGUGCUGCUCAUCAACGAAGUGAAUCCGGACAACCCGGGGAAGCGGGAGGAGGCCGAGUUCAUCGAGCUCUUCUAUCCCGGGAGCGCCCGGCCCUUUGAGCUGCGGGACCACUGGCUGGUCCUCUACAACGGCAAGAACAACCUGGCCUACCGGGUCAUCAGCCUGGACGGACACCGGACGGACCAGCGGGGCUUCUUCCUGGUGGGCGGCGCCCGAGUGGCCCCCCGGCCCUCGCUCGUCCUGCCGGACAACACCCUCCAGAACGGGGCCGAGGCCGUGGCCCUCUACCACCGCCCCCAGGCCAAGGCCAAGGCCUGCCAAGUCAACAUGGAGGUCACCACGGAGGGGCUGCUGGACGCCGUGGUGUACACGGCCUCGGGCUCCCAGGCGGCCCACCGGCUGCUCUCCAUCCUCGUCCCCGGACAGAGCAUCCUCCACGAGAACAGGGCGCGCGGCCCGGCAGACCUCUCCCUCAGCCGAUGCCGCGGACUCCAGCCCAGGGACCAGGGCAGCUUCCAGGUGACGGAAAUCUCUCCCCUGCGGACCAACGCGUGUCCGGCCAUGGGCUCCAACGCCACGGAGGAGGCUCCGCACAGCCGUUCCAUCCGGAUCAAUGAACUGGGCCUGGGCAACGGCACCAUUCGGUACCAGUUUGUGGAGCUGGAAGGAGAGCCCGGGGCCAGUCUGGAAGGACACUCCCUGGGGUUCUUUUCUGGGCACAAUGACCAGCCGGACGCCCAGGUCCCGCUCCACGGCGCCUUCGGGAACAACAGCCUGUUCGUGGUCUGGCCAGAGGCCUCUCUUUGGAGCGAGCCGCCUCCACCGCAGCACAGCCACAGCGUUGCGCUCUUCCGGCAUCCACGCGUCCCGAACGGCACUCUGGCUCCGGACGAGGUUCUCGAAGACGUGGUCGUCUUCACCCAGGAGCCCCACGCCGGACGGAUUCACGGCCGCUUUCCCGUCUACUUCGUUUCCGGGAAACAGGGAAGAAGGUCGUGGUCCCUGAGCCGCUGCUCUCCCUGCGAGGACGCCUUUGCCGCCUCCGAGGCCACGCCCGGCACAGAGAACGCCUGUCCCCGCGACACCCUUCCCUUGCAUCUCGACAUGUGCCUCCUCACAUCCAACUGUUCCUUGUGGCCUCGCAAUGCGCACACCCUGGCCGCCCUCCAGGAAGCCCUCCUAAGGUCCAUGGAAGAGAGCUGCCUUUGUGGAGUGUCCCCGUGCUAUCUCAAAGGGCUGAAUUUCACCUGCCGUGGUUCCGUCCUGGAGCUCUCUGGUCAUCUGUGGGCCCGGUCGCCAGGACAGCGGGAGCUGCUGGGCCGCUGGUGGUCUCGCUUCUCGGGCAGCCCCCACCCCUUCGCCGUGGACGGGAGGCUCCUCCGGGGCAAAGCAGAAUGCGCACCCGCCAGUCAAACACCACAGACGUCUCCAGCUCCCUUUCGAGCCUGGGAGGUUGCGCUCACCGUUCUGGGCUCCGUUGCGCUCUUGCUGCUGUUCGUCGGCGGGACGUUUUACUGGCUCAAAAGGCGUCCACAGAAUUACACCACCAUUGAGCUGAACGAUCGCUGCGAAAUUAUGGCAGAAACUUGAUAGUCAAAACCAGGAAUAAACAAAGAAGAGCAAAAGCAGCUCAGAGAGCGACUCCAGUUGCCUGGCGUUUACACAGACGGCCAAGAAUGUAACUCUGCUCAUUGCAAAGUCCCGGGUCUAUUGUUGAUGAUGAUGAUGAUGAUGAUAAUUUUGAUAUUCAUGUUCAGAAUGAAAUCUGCGUUUUUGUUUUCAUUGUAUCUUUCUAAUGGAAAGCUUCUGACGGCUGCCUUUGACUGUGAUCCAUCUCAUGCCUUUGCAAAUAGUGCGGAGACAAAAGGACUCCUAUCAAGCGUGGAAACGGUUCUCCGUCCAGGCUCCACCGUGAUACACACAGCAAUGGAAGUGGCGUUUGCUCGAGACCCUUGGAAUUACACAGAGCCAUUUGUGUAGUUCAGACCGUGACAAGAGAGAGCCUGCCUUGUACAAGCUGGGCUUCGAAAAGGAGGAGGAACGAGAGACCACAUUGCCAAUAUCCACUUGUUCCGUCUCCCAGGGUUUUGAUUUUACAAGUUGCCUAUAGUUGCAGGAAUAGCACCUGUUUGCAUUUCUUCCAGGGCUGUUGCAGAUUCUGCAGCAACCUGAUAGUUUAGCCAUUAGUAGAGUUUGUAGUCUGUUUGCAAAGCUUUGCUGCUGGCAGCCUGCAAAUGUAUCUAUUUGUUCUGGAGACCGCCCCUUUUCCUGGGGAAAGAAGGCUCCAUUUUGAGAAGCCUCUUGCCUUCUAGACUGAAGAAGAAAGAACUUAGAUGUGCUUGUGUGGCCAAGCCAGGCCAACUCUGACAAAGCCAUCGUAAGUACUGACCUGCAUUCAAAACCAGUGCCGAGCAUAGAUAGGGAAAGACUUGUUCUUUCUAAAAAUAGUAGCUUAGCACUGGGGCAAAGAACAUCUCCGGAUUUCUUUGCCACUGGAAGAAGCCCUGCCAACUUUGCCUCAAAAACUAGCUUUGAGCUUAGAUAGUGAUAGACCUUUCUGAUAGCAGCUCAGGGCGAGGGUAAACAGGAUCUCAGGAUCUCUUCGCCUUUGGUGGAAGUUAACCCAGCAACUAAAGGAGAAAAGCAAGAAAGGAACAUCUGCAAGGUUUUACAAGGUGACUGUUUUUAUUUGCACCCUUAACUAUGUGUGCCAAGUCUGCCAAGGACUUUGUGAAAAUAAAAUUUUGUUUGAUUGUUCAA
Messenger RNA from Anolis carolinensis (green anole), 6671 nucleotides. RefSeq lists its product as uncharacterized. The record is from RefSeq and is a predicted model, not a curated record. The coding region runs from base 2187 to 5501 and encodes 1104 amino acids. Lineage: Eukaryota; Metazoa; Chordata; Lepidosauria; Squamata; Anolidae. The transcript has 16 exons.